Messenger RNA from Microdochium trichocladiopsis, 4800 nucleotides. RefSeq names its product succinate flavoprotein subunit. Gene Ontology annotation, molecular function: phosphatidylinositol binding; electron transfer activity; succinate dehydrogenase (quinone) activity. Bases 1 to 4800 code for a protein of 1599 amino acids. The transcript has 17 exons. The record is from RefSeq and is a predicted model, not a curated record. Gene Ontology annotation, biological process: tricarboxylic acid cycle; mitochondrial electron transport, succinate to ubiquinone. Lineage: Eukaryota; Fungi; Ascomycota; Sordariomycetes; Xylariales; Microdochiaceae.
AUGGCCACAACUACUACGUCAGCGCCGCCCAGCGGCCAGUCUGCCGCCCUGAAUGGCGGGCGCGAGCUUAUCUCUGAGCAGGUCCACUGGGAAAUCUCCGAGCUCAACUCCCCGACGGCGCUGCGCAGGUUCGGCGCACCGUUUAAGUCAGAAUUUGGCGAGGUCUCUCCUCUCGACUCGGAGCUCCCCUUACUUCGCUACAUCUUUGUACACCAUGUUCGCGAGUUCCCAUUUCUCGACAAGGCCAAGGAGAAGGAGUUUUGGCAGGAUAAGUUGCAGAUGUUCCUUGAGUCCUUUGCGAACAAGUCCAUUUCAUCCUCCGAAGACAGAUUAGAAGAGACCAAGCGCCGCAAGCUUGCGAUAAAAUGCAGAAAGCUGGUGGAGCUCAUGAUGGUGUCGGGCAUUCCCACCUCUUCCGGCUUCGAAGAGCGAAUAAGGUUCGCUGAGAUGGAGAUUGUUGAUCGAGACGCAAUCGACACCGGUGUGCUCAACACCAUGCCUCAGGGAAACUUUAUCAACGGCUGGGACGUCAACGUCGCUGGCGUACAUAUUACUUCAGAGCGACGCAACAUUCGGUAUCACAAACAUGCAGAAUUCAUUCUCCGUGCGCACAGGAAAGGCGAGCUCGAGUACUACAUCUCCAGACGCUAUGGCGACUUUGUCAAAUUGCACAAGCGACUACGGACCGAACUGCCUGGAAAGAUCUUGCCUCCCUUGCCGAAGAAGAACAAGUCCGACACUGACGCCACUGGUCUCUUCGCUGGUGAUGGUGCCGAUUCCGACGCUUCUAGUGUGUCUUCCAUGUCGACAGUGAAUCGGGGUAAUGGACUUGCAGCAUCAAUGAAAAACCUGUCGGUUCGGGAUCAUCGCCGAAACAGGUCGACGGCGUCCUCCCUUCGUGCAUCUCCACGCCCAUCUACAGAUGGCUCCAGGGCGGGAAGUCCCAAGGCUGAGAAUACGAUACUAUGGAGAGAAAACCAGCGUAUAUCAUUGAGGGCAUUCCUGAGGCAACUGCUGCAAAGCCCGCAAAUUGCUGGAACAAAAGCGAUCGACGAGUUCCUUACUCUAAACCACAUCACACCGACUGACGAAGACGUGGAGGACAUCGCCCGGCGGAAAGUCGUUGACGAGAAGAGAGUCGAGGAGCAGAAGAAGUUCUACGAGAUCGCACGGAAGCGCGCGGCUGAGCUAGACGUUUACAUGGAGCAAUUCCGCCGCGACAUUGUGGAAUCCAAUGGGCUCACCAACCUCUUCCAAGAAAUCAAGGAGAAGGAGACCAUCCCAGAGCUCAGCGUCAAAUAUCAAAAGUUUGCCGAAUGGCUGCGCAUAGAGAUUGCAGCCGUCGUCUACCAUCUCUUCUUGGCUGAAGACAAUUCCCCGGAACUGUUUGCCCAGCUCAAGAGGAUACACUCACUCAUCCCUUACACGCUGCUCAAGAACGUCAUCAGAAUCGCAAACCCUGCUGCUGUCAUGUCCGGCGUCCUCGACCUGUUCCUUGCUCAGCCGUGGGGAUCUCGGUCGCUGCUCCAGCGCAUCUUCUCGGCGGCUCUCAACGAUGGCAUCAAGAACUACCAGAGGUCGAUCGACGCUGUCUCUGCCAAGAUCGAGGACGACCUUCUCGUGUUGAAACUCAAGACGUUCAGCGAGGCAGAUGAGCCCAUCAAAGAGGCAAUUCGAGAAGAAGCUGUUGCCGAUGAUGUCGACAUCAUCGUUGCUGCGCUAAGGUCAGAACUGAUUGAGCCGGCUCUGACCCCAGAACAGAUCACUCGCCUAUACAACGCAUACGUCGCGUUUAAUAGUGCGGUAGAGAAUAUCGACGCGGAGCUCAAGCAGGGCGCUCAGUUCUUCUCACACCUCAAGCAGCUCAUGAAACUCCAGACGCGUCAGCGAGACAAGACCAUGAUGCUGCAGCUGAUUGAGGAGCCCGUCACCUUGCAGCUCUUCCGGGACCUUUUCCACAUCUUCUAUGAGCCUCUUGUCCGGUCGGCGAACGUCAUCACAGACUUCAGUGUGUUUGUUGACGACAUGAUACAAGUUGUUGAACGUUGCCGAGAACAGGAUGCAUCAGCCGAUCCUAAUCAGACCGUCCAGGCCUUUAUUGACCUGUGUGCUCGACAUGAGCACAACUUUUACAAGUUCGUCCAUGAGGUGCAUACACACGACAACGGCCUCUUCACGGCCCUCAUGGGAUGGAUCGAAGGCAUCCUCGAGUUUCUUCGCAAGGGUCCAGCUGGUGGCUCGAUCGACAUCAAUGCCGUCUUUGAGGGUGGCGUUAGCACCAACCUCAUUGACCGGGAAAAGGCUGUCAACGAGAUCAACGAGCUCAUAUCUUGGCAAGAAGCCCGCAAGAAGUGGCACCACGACAAGACGCGUCAGAAGAUGGCUGCUGAGGGUGAAGUAGGAGUAGACUCCACAUUGCCAGGCAUGCCGAGCUUCAGCGCGAGUGACUUUGGCCUCGAUGAGAUGGACCUCGAAGAUAUGAACUACGAUGACGGCUCUGAUGAGGAGGCCGAAGCGGCCGAGGAGGAGGAACUAGAUCCGAUAGAGGCGGAGCGCCGGCGCCGGUCAAAGAAGCAGGAUAGACUGAGGCGAAGCGCAGGCGAGCCUGCCAAGCCGUCUGUUAGCGAGGUACAUAAGCUACGGGAUAACUUCCUGGCCAUGCUCAGGAAUAUAGAACAAAGAAAAGCCGGGCUUGGUCAGCUUCAUUCGUCCAGGUUGGGAUCCAGAGGUGCAGAGGUGCAGAGCUGGGUUCGUCUGCACCGAUCAUCUUGCGCGGCGCCUUUCCGACUUGUUCCCCGCAGCCGCUCACGUUUCUUGCAGCGUUCGAAAAAAUAUCAGCCAUGGCGUCUUCGAUGGCCAUGCGGAGGCUCGCCACUGGCUCUGCCGUACGUUGCAUUCCUGGUCACUCCGUUGCGAUGCUCGGAUGAGAGCGGCGGUCGGGGACAUUGUGGCGCUCGCAUCUGGACAAAUAACAAUCUCCGUGCCAAGGAGGCAAAUGUGCACAUCAGCAACAAAUACCCGGUCAUCGAUCAUGAGUACGACGCGAUCGUGUGCGGUGCUGGUGGCGCCGGUUUGAGAGCAGGAUUUGGCCUUGCCGAGGCUGGUUUCAAGACCGCCGUCAUCUCCAAGCUUUUCCCGACACGUUCGCACACAGUCGCCGCUCAGGGUGGUAUCAACGCCGCUCUUGGCAACAUGCACGAGGACGACUGGAGGUGGCACAUGUACGACACGGUCAAGGGUUCCGAUUGGCUCGGUGACCAGGAUGCGAUUCACUACAUGACACGAGAGGCCCCUGCUUCUAUUAUCGAGCUCGAGAACUACGGCUGCCCAUUCUCCAGAACCGAGGAUGGCAAGAUCUACCAGCGUGCCUUCGGUGGUCAGUCCAAGGACUAUGGAAAGGGUGGUCAGGCUUACCGCUGCUGCGCUGCCGCUGACCGUACCGGCCACGCUCUUCUCCACACUCUCUACGGCCAGUCCCUGCGAUACAACACCGACUACUUCAUCGAGUACUUCGCUAUUGACCUGAUUAUGGAGGAUGGCGAGUGCCGCGGUAUUCUCGCUUACAACCAGGAGGACGGUACACUUCACAGAUUCAUGGCCAACCACACCGUUCUUGCCACUGGAGGAUACGGACGCGCUUACUUCAGCUGCACAUCUGCCCACACCUGUACCGGUGACGGAAUGGCUAUGGUCGCUCGUGCCGGUCUGCCUAACCAGGAUCUGGAGUUCGUCCAGUUCCACCCUACUGGUAUCUACGGAGCUGGCUGCCUGAUCACUGAGGGUUCUCGCGGUGAGGGUGGUUACCUGCUCAACUCUGAGGGUGAGCGUUUCAUGGAGCGUUACGCCCCGACUGCCAAGGAUCUUGCUUCUCGCGAUGUCGUCUCCCGGUCCAUGACUCUCGAGAUCCGCGAGGGCCGUGGUGUUGGUCCCGAUAAGGACCACAUCUACCUCCAGCUCAGCCACUUGCCCGCCGAGAUUCUUGCCGAGCGUCUCCCCGGUAUCUCUGAGACUGCCGCCAUCUUCGCCGGUGUUGAUGUCACCAAGCAGCCUAUUCCCGUCCUGCCCACUGUCCACUACAACAUGGGUGGUAUCCCGACCAAGUACACUGGUGAGGUCAUCACCCUGGACGAGAACGGCAAGGACAAGGUUGUCAAUGGUCUGUACGCUUGCGGUGAGGCCGCUUGCGUUUCCGUCCACGGUGCCAACCGCCUUGGUGCCAACUCGCUGCUCGACCUCGUCGUCUUUGGCCGUGCCGUCGCCCACACCAUUCGCGACAAGGGCACCCCGGGAGCUGCCCACAAGCCCAUUAGCGCCGAUGCUGGUGCUGCUUCUAUUGAGGACCUUGACAAGGUUCGCAAAUCUGAUGGACCCAAGAGCACUGCGGAGAUCAGACUGGCGAUGCAGAAGGCUAUGCAGACGGAUGUCUCGGUCUUCCGUACCCAGGAGAGCUUGGACGAGGGUGUCCAGAAGGUUACCGAGAUCGAUGGCACUUUCUCCCAGGUGGGCAUCAAGGACCGCAGCAUGAUCUGGAACUCGGAUCUCGUUGAGACCCUUGAGCUGAGAAACUUGCUCACUUGCGCUACCCAAACCGCUGUUGCCGCCGCCAACCGCAAGGAGUCUCGUGGUGCCCACGCCCGCGAGGACUUCCCUGAGCGUGACGACGAGAACUGGAUGAAGCACACCCUGACCUACCAGAAGCAGCCCCACGGCAAGAUCGACCUCACCUACAGAGGCGUCAUUGCCACGACGCUUGAUGAGGCCGAGUGCAAGCCCGUCCCUCCUUUCAAGCGCACCUACUAA